UCUAAGUUCUGCUGAUGGCCGCCAAGUCCCCGUUCAAACUGAAGCGACUCCGACCUGGUCGCCGAGUGACGGCGUCACGUGACUGCAGCGUAUGACGCGGGCGGACCGUCGCUGAUCUUUACGCAACUGCGGCUCCUGCGUCUCGAACAACACCCAGUUCCCAGAGGAGACGCUUCCUGCCAUCACCGCGACACUAUGGGCAACAGAGACGACGAGUACGACUUCUUGUUCAAAGUUGUUCUCAUUGGAGACUCAGGAGUUGGAAAGAGUAACCUGUUGUCGCGCUUCACAAGGAAUGAGUUUAACUUGGAGAGUAAAAGCACCAUCGGGGUGGAGUUUGCCACCCGCAGCAUCCAGGUGGACGGGAAGACCAUCAAGGCUCAGAUCUGGGACACUGCUGGGCAGGAGCGCUACAGAGCCAUCACCUCGGCUUACUACCGGGGUGCAGUUGGAGCCUUGCUAGUCUAUGACAUCGCUAAACACCUGACUUAUGAGAACGUGGAGCGCUGGCUGAAGGAGCUGAGGGAUCACGCCGACAACAACAUUGUCAUCAUGCUGGUGGGGAACAAGAGCGACCUUCGUCACCUGAGAGCUGUGCCCACCGACGAGGCCCGAGCAUUUGCCGAGAAGAAUACACUUUCAUUCAUUGAGACAUCAGCGCUGGACUCGACUAAUGUCGAAGAAGCUUUCAAGAACAUUUUAACAGAAAUCUACCGCAUCGUCUCACAGAAGCAGAUAGCAGACAGAUCUGCACAUGACGAGUCUCCAGGCAACAACGUGGUGGACAUCAGCGUACCGCCGACCACUGACGGCCAGAAAGGCAACAAACUCCAGUGCUGCCAGAGUCUGUGACCCUUCACCUCCACAACUACCACCACCACCACGUCAUAUCGCCUGUGCACUUUUUGUCCCGUGCUCCUGCUCACGGCCAAACUCCUUUCUUUAUUUCCUCUUGUCCUUUAAAUCCACUUGUGCUCUUUUUACUUGCUUUUCUGCCAUAAACGAAAAACUUACUGAAGCCUUUUGAUUUCACUUGGUCAGUCGAGUCGGUGUGAAGGUUCCUGCCGCAUGGGAACCAUGAGGCGGUCGCCACUCUCUCUAUGAAGCCUGUGAAGUUGUUAGAACUCUACUACAACAUUUGUCAUGUACAGGGAAGGUGUGGAACAUUUCAAUAGUUACCACUAGAUGGUGCUGUGUAAAUAAACUGAAGGCACUUAGUCGAACAUGGUGGAGCAGUAUUAGUCAUCAGACUGUGACUCUUCGAACAUCACUUUUCAUGCCAAAAAUAAUGUCAUGAUGUAUUUAUUGAAGAAUACUUGGCUUAAGUUGUCAUUGUUUUACUUUCAAAUGAACGACUGGAUACAUUUACAAUAAAAUUCUCGACAAAAUGGAA
Messenger RNA from Synchiropus splendidus (mandarinfish), 1393 nucleotides. Its product is annotated as ras-related protein Rab-11B. The coding region runs from base 196 to 852 and encodes 218 amino acids. Gene Ontology annotation, cellular component: recycling endosome. The record is from RefSeq and is a predicted model, not a curated record. Gene Ontology annotation, molecular function: GTP binding; GTPase activity. Gene Ontology annotation, biological process: regulated exocytosis; constitutive secretory pathway. The transcript has 5 exons. NCBI's taxonomy places the organism in Eukaryota, Metazoa, Chordata, Actinopteri, Syngnathiformes, Callionymidae.